GUAUGAGCUAAACUGAUAAGUUCAAAAUCGAAUAUUACAUCGAAGAUUGACCUCCUCUCUUCUAUUCCAGAAGGACACAUCAUCAUCACGACCAGACUCCACAACCUCAUCAUGCGGCAAGACCUCAUCAUCCCUAGGUCAAUCUGCACCUCCAAUGACCUGGCAUCCGUGCAUCCGACCUGCAGACUCGACCACGACCACAGUGAUACCACAUCCGAGGACGUACGCCACGAUGAGGACACAUCAAACCGGGUCAAUGCCCUCACCAGACCUGCAGGUCGACCCUUACUGCUUGCUGGAGGAUGACUUGAAGGACGUUUAUGACUACAUCAGAAAGGCAUUACGACGGAAUACCUAUCAAGAUAGUCUGUACGAGAUAGCGACGUAUUAUUUCGAUGGACACGGGAAGGCAGUUAGACCAAUGGUCACUAUAUUAAUGGCCAGAGCUAUCAAUUAUCAUAUAUGCAAAGAAAAUGGUGGUCUUAUGAAAUCCCAAAGAGAGGUGGCGAUGAUUUCGGAAAUGAUCCACACCGCGUCGCUGGUGCACGAUGACGUCAUAGACCAGUCAGACUUCAGGAGAGGAAAACCCAGUGUCAACGUCAAGUGGAACCAUAAAAAGGUUACGAUGGCGGGUGAUUUCAUCCUAGCAGUAGCUUCCAUGAUGAUUUCUAGAAUAAGAAAUAACGAUGUUACCUUAGUACUAAGUCAGGUAGUAACGGAUCUAGUCCAAGGCGAGUUCAUGCAAUUAGGAGCCAAGGAGACGGAAAACGAACGAUUUGCUCACUAUCUCACCAAAACAUAUAGGAAAACGGCCUCGCUGAAAGCCAAUUCUCUCAAAGCGGUAAGUUUUAAUUUAUAUUCCCAGCAUUUUACGGAUAAAGCAAUAAAUUUAUUUGACAUAUAA
Molecule: messenger RNA, 904 nt
Organism: Acanthoscelides obtectus
Lineage: Eukaryota; Metazoa; Arthropoda; Insecta; Coleoptera; Chrysomelidae
Source: the annotation of a GenBank genome assembly